AUGCCACAAGGGAUGGCAACUACAAAUAGUGAUCCGUCGUCUCUUACGAAUAUGAUGAAUGCAAAUCAGUUCAGUUUAUAUAAUCAUCAACUAAAUGCCUACAAAUAUUUGGUGCGUAAUCAACCUGUUCCGGAACAACACUUAAUGGCAAUCAAAAGACAACAACAACAGUAUUUCAAUCAAAUUCCUCCACAAAUACCAAAUUCGUCAAUGAUGAUGAUGAAUAAACCAGUACCACCAUCGGUUGGAAUGAAUAUGCCAGGUUCGUCGUCAUAUGGAAUGCCAGUGCCAUUGCCUAGUGGUAUGCAACAACCACCAAAACCGAUGAUGAAUGGAACCGCUAAUAUGUAUGGUAAUAAUCGCAUGUCCAAUCCAACACCACAACUUCAGCAGCCUCCUGGAGGUUACAUCCCUGGAUCGUCCGCUGCUGGUACUGUUCAUCAUCAACAAUUAGCGGGUGGUUAUUAUCCGCCUUCUGCAUCUAUGAUAUCUCCACAUCAGAAUGGUAAUAGUUCUUCUUAUUCAGCUCAGACAUCCAUAGCCACAUUACCGCAACACAAUUCAACGAAUAUUGUUCAACAAAAUGAGAAUGUUCUAGCAAAUGGUUUAGCUAUUAAUAACAAUAUACCUACAGCCGCAAUACCAUCGACGUCAAAUACUCCAUUAACAAAUAAUCAAACUCCAUCGUCUCGAAUGAAUAAUAUGCGGGUUACACUAAUACAAAAGCCGUGUGGUAUUCAGAUGCAUGAAAUUAUGCAGGAACGUGAAUUACGUAUGCAACAUCAGAUAAUUGAUCGUAUCAAUGAGUUAGAAAAACUUUUACCAACAUUAUCAUUAGACGAUUUACGAAUGAAAGCCACCAUUGAAUUAAAGGCAUUGAAACUCUUAACAUUUCAACGACAGCUUCGUACCGAAGUCACGACAUGUAUGCGUCUCGAUUCAACAUUAGAGACUGGCACAAAUCCACGUAUAUAUAAACGAACCAAACACUUUGGCGUACGUGAAGCUCGUGCAACGGAAAAAUUAGAAAAACAACAAAAACAAGAAAUUGAACGUAAACGUCGACAAAAACAUCAGGAAUAUUUGAAUGCUGUAUUGACCAUAGCCAAAGAAUUUAAAGAAUAUCAUAAAAAUGUACAAUUGAAAGUCAGUAAAUUAAGUAAAGCCGUCCAAAGUUGGUAUCAAAAUACAGAACGUGAACAAAAAAAAGAACAAGAAAAACGUGAGCGAGAACGUAUGAGACGGUUAAUGAACGAAGAUGAAGAAGGUUAUAGAAAAUUAAUUGAUGAAAAGAAGGAUAAACGUUUAGCCUACUUAUUAUCACAGACAGAUGCUUAUAUAAUUAGUUUAACAAAUCUUGUCAGAGAGCAUCAAGAUGAUAUUCGAAAGAAAAAAACCGAAAGAAAAGCAAAAGUAAAACCUGAGACAAUCAAACAAGAAUUAGGUAUGCAACCAAAUACUGCUUCUCAAUCUACGACAGCAACACUAACUGAAGAUACAGUAGAUAUACGUGUGAAAGUUGUACACACAUCAACGGGAGAAAUACGUGAAGGUCAAGAUGCACCAUUAGCAUCAGAAUUAGAUUUAUGGCUAGAACAAAAUCCUGGUUGGGAUCCAGUGCCAAGAGAAAACAGUGACGAUGAAAAUGAUGACGAAGAAGGAUCAGCAGCAACAAACGCCAAUACAAACGUGUUUCCAACUUUUGGUCCAACCACUGAGGAACAACAAAAAGGUAUUGUCGAAGAUGAAAAAGUAGUCAAAGACGUUUUAACGAAAGCCAAAGCUGCCACUGAAGACGAUGAAUAUCAUUCAGCUGGUUUACAGUCUUAUUAUGCUGUUGCGCAUAAAGUACGGGAACGUGUUCUAAAACAAUCAACGUUGUUAAUUGGUGGCCAACUGAAACCGUAUCAAAUACAAGGUUUAGAAUGGCUUGUAUCGUUGUACAAUAAUAAUUUGAAUGGUAUACUAGCUGAUGAAAUGGGUCUCGGAAAGACUAUUCAAACAAUUGGUCUAAUUACAUAUUUGAUGGAAGUGAAAAAAGUAAAUGGACCAUAUCUUAUUAUUGUACCCCUCUCUACACUUGCCAAUUGGGUAAAUGAAUUUACAAAAUGGGCUCCAGCCGUUGUGAACGUUAUAUUUAAAGGAAAUCCAGCUGUGCGAAAAGCAUUAGGUCAAUCACUUAAGACGGGAAAAUUUAACGUUUUAUUAACAACGUAUGAAUACAUCAUUAAAGAUAAAGCCAUGUUAUCUAAAUUAAAAUGGCGUUAUAUGAUUAUCGACGAGGGACACCGAAUGAAAAAUCAUCAUUGUAAAUUAACACAAAUAUUAAAUACAUUUUAUUUGGCACCACAUCGUCUUCUAUUAACGGGUACACCAUUACAAAAUAAAUUGCCAGAAUUAUGGGCAUUAUUAAAUUUUUUGUUGCCAAGCAUAUUUAAAUCAUGCACUACGUUUGAACAAUGGUUCAAUGCACCCUUUGCCACAACUGGAGAAAAAGUUGAAUUAAAUCCUGAAGAAACAUUACUUAUCAUAAGACGUUUACACAAAGUAUUGCGUCCAUUUUUACUUCGUCGACUUAAACGUGAAGUUGAAAGCCAAUUACCGGAAAAAAUUGAAUAUGUUAUUAAAUGUGAUAUGUCGGCACUUCAACGUGUUAUGUAUAAUAGUAUGCAAUCUAGUGGAAUAUUGUUGACAGAUGACAAAGAUGGAAAGCGAUAUUUUCCAUUUAGAGCUGAUUUAUACCGUACUUCGGGUAAAUUUGAACUUUUGGAUCGUAUAUUACCAAAAUUGAAAGCAACAAAUCAUAAAGUACUAUUAUUUUGUCAAAUGACAUCAUUAAUGACAAUAAUGGAAGAUUAUUUUGCAUUCAAAAAUUUUAAAUACUUACGUCUCGAUGGUCAAACAAAAUCGGAAGAACGUGGUGAUCUAUUAGCAAAAUUUAGUCAUGAAGAUUCGGAUUAUUUCAUUUUUCUUCUAUCUACACGAGCUGGAGGACUUGGUUUGAAUUUGCAAAAAGCUGACACCGUUGUUAUAUUUGAUUCCGAUUGGAAUCCCCAUCAAGAUCUUCAAGCACAAGAUCGUGCACAUCGUAUUGGUCAACAAAAUGAAGUUCGAGUAUUACGUUUGAUGACAGUUAACAGUGUUGAAGAAAAAAUUUUAGCUGCUGCACGAUAUAAAUUAAAUGUUGAUGAAAAAGUGAUACAAGCGGGCAUGUUCGAUAAUAAAUCGACAGGUAACGAACGGAAACAAUUUUUACAACAAAUAUUAACGCAAGAGAACGAAGAUGCAGAUGAAGAAGAAGAUGAAGUUCCUGAUGAUGAAACAAUAAAUCAAAUGAUAGCUAGAUCUGAAGAUGAAUAUAAUCAAUUUAAUGCAAGUUUUUAUAGUUUUUUUUAA
Didymodactylos carnosus is the source of this 3396-nucleotide messenger RNA. NCBI's taxonomy places the organism in Eukaryota, Metazoa, Rotifera, Eurotatoria, Philodinida, Philodinidae. The record is from the annotation of a GenBank genome assembly.